Molecule: messenger RNA, 1488 nt
Organism: Acyrthosiphon pisum (pea aphid)
Lineage: Eukaryota; Metazoa; Arthropoda; Insecta; Hemiptera; Aphididae
Gene: CIA30
Product: complex I intermediate-associated protein 30
Exons: 4
Coding region: 274-1203 (309 amino acids)
Biological process (GO): mitochondrial respiratory chain complex I assembly; mitochondrial electron transport, NADH to ubiquinone
Cellular component (GO): mitochondrion
Source: RefSeq, a predicted model, not a curated record
UAUCAGUCAUACGUAUGCCGAACUGCCGAAUGCCGUGAGGGAAAAUAUGCGAAUGAGCUGUACAGUAUACCAAUUAUUACGAUUUACGAACGACAGAUGACCGGAUUGUUUGUUUUUUUACAACUUAAAAUUACUCCUGCGAACGUUAUGGAGACGAUCAUCUAAUUAAUUGUUUAGGAUUCUGUUUUAUACUCGUGUGUCCGGCAAUCGAAACUCGGGAAUUCCUGAGGCGUAGAUUCCGAAAUCGAUUUCCAUGUCCGGUGUUUGACUGCAAUGCAGCGCGUCAAAACGUUUGCCGAAGUGUUAUCCCGAAACCGAUGGAAGGGGUCCCUUGGCGUCUACCCGGCGUUGACAGACUGGACACGUCGGCGAGGAGUGCACACGUCGGCCACGACCCUCGAGUUCCAUGAGUAUGAUAAGCGGAGUGGCUACGACACUGGGUUUGAGAUCGCUGAGACGCGUACCGAGAGAAUCCGUCUGGGUCUGCAACAGCUCAAAAAAGAAAUCAAACUAUGGAAAAAAGAAGUGCAAGAAGUUCUGAUAAGCGAUCCCAUAUUCGAAUACAGAGCAGGAGAAGUCGAUGUGUUUUGGAGAUUUUACGAAGAAUCUUCAUUGGAUCAUUGGAUUGUCACAAGUGAUAGUGAUCAUGCUGAGGGUUUUAGUAAAUGUGAUUUAAAAAUUGGUCAUCAGGGUUAUGGGCUUUUUCAUGGAAAUCUAUGUUCGAGAGUCCCAAAGGAUGGAAGGAUUCAAAAUUCCGGUUAUUGCAAUAUGAUAACAAAACGUGUUUCGAAAUCUUUUCAACGAGACAGUUUUUUGGACUGGAGUCCUUACACACAUCUUAAUUUACGUUUAAGAGGCGAUGGACGGAGUUAUCUAAUAAACAUACAUGUGUCUGGACAGUUUGAUAUUAUGUGGAAUGAUGUAUUUACAUUUGUGCUGUAUACUCGAGGUGGACCAUAUUGGCAAACCACAAGAAUACCAUUUUCAAAAUUCUUUUUUGCCAGCAAAGGACGGAUACAAGAUAAACAAGCACCAUUGCCAUUAUAUAGAAUUACUCAUUUUGGUAUUACUGUAUCGGAUAAAGCUGAUGGUCCUUUUCAAUUAGAAAUUGAUUAUAUAGGUGCCGAUUUUGAUCCUACCCAUCAUGAAGAGACUGCUUAUGAAAUGUAUGAAGUUCAACAAAAUUAUAUAAUCGGUACAUAAACCCAUAACUGUUUAUAGUGUUACUUUAUAGCUUAUUUAUGUUUAUGUUAACUAUCUUGUUGAACAAUAGUUUAAAUUUAAACUUACAAUCAUAUUAUAUUAAAUAAUAAUAUUUUAAUUUUUUUUUUUUAUUACAAUUGAGAUGUUAAUGAUACCAAAUACAUUUUUAUUGCGAUGCACUAGGGAUAUCAGAAAAGCAUAGUUUGUCUGGCUUUAAAAUCUUUUUAAGUAUUCAACUAGUUGUUUAAUAAAAUUAUGUGUUUCCAAUAAAAUUGUAGAACAAUA